Molecule: messenger RNA, 351 nt
Organism: Fraxinus pennsylvanica
Lineage: Eukaryota; Viridiplantae; Streptophyta; Magnoliopsida; Lamiales; Oleaceae
Source: the annotation of a GenBank genome assembly
AUGAAGUGGACAGCAUUGUCAUUGGUGAUAUACAUGACCAUUUUUGCAAUUUUGAUCAGUGGACAUUACAAUUGCAAAAUGCUGCAGUUUAUCUUUGGGGAUUGUAUCUCGGAUGUUGGGAACAAUAAUUACUUGUCGGAAAGUCUUGCUCGGGCAAGCCUGCCUUGGUAUUGUAGGUUCUCUAAUUGCCUUACUCUCGCUGUUAUGGUAGGGUACAAGAUGGGAUUUCAAAGGACUCCUGCUUUUUUUGAUCUAUCUCUAACUGAAGAAGUCAUACUAGAAAAUGGAGUAAAUUAUGCCUCCGAAGGUGGAGGGAUUUUGAACGAGAUCGGUAGUUACUUUGUAAGUUGA